Messenger RNA from Leptopilina heterotoma, 1909 nucleotides. RefSeq names its product elongation factor 1-alpha (gene EF1a-F2). Gene Ontology annotation, biological process: translation; translational elongation. The record is from RefSeq and is a predicted model, not a curated record. The transcript has 5 exons. NCBI's taxonomy places the organism in Eukaryota, Metazoa, Arthropoda, Insecta, Hymenoptera, Figitidae. Bases 60 to 1445 code for a protein of 461 amino acids. Gene Ontology annotation, molecular function: translation elongation factor activity; GTPase activity; GTP binding.
UUUCUGUCGUGGCAUCUGGAGUAUUUUUUGACCAGGCUAAAUAUAACUAGACUCUAACCAUGGGAAAAGAAAAGAUCCAUAUUAACAUUGUCGUCAUUGGACACGUCGACUCCGGCAAAUCCACGACGACUGGACAUUUGAUCUACAAAUGCGGUGGUAUUGAUAAACGUACCAUUGAGAAAUUCGAGAAGGAAGCCCAGGAGAUGGGAAAAGGUUCCUUCAAAUACGCUUGGGUUUUGGACAAAUUGAAGGCUGAGCGUGAACGUGGUAUCACCAUUGACAUUGCUCUCUGGAAAUUCGAGACGGCCAAGUACUAUGUAACCAUCAUUGAUGCUCCCGGACACAGAGAUUUCAUCAAGAACAUGAUUACGGGAACAUCGCAAGCUGACUGCGCGGUAUUAAUUGUCGCUGCUGGUACUGGAGAAUUCGAAGCUGGUAUUUCGAAGAAUGGACAAACUCGCGAGCAUGCAUUGCUCGCUUUCACUCUUGGAGUGAAGCAGCUCAUUGUUGGUGUUAACAAGAUGGACUCCACCGAACCACCAUACUCGGAAAAUCGUUUCGAGGAAAUCAAGAAGGAAGUCUCUUCCUACAUUAAGAAGAUUGGUUACAAUCCAGCCGCCGUUGCCUUCGUUCCAAUUUCCGGAUGGCACGGCGACAACAUGUUGGAACCAUCGACCAAAAUGCCAUGGUUCAAGGGAUGGCUCGUCGAACGUAAGGAAGGAAAGGGCGAGGGCAAGUGUCUCAUUGAGGCUCUCGACGCCAUCCUGCCACCCAGCAGACCCACCGACAAGGCUCUUCGUCUUCCCCUCCAGGAUGUCUACAAGAUUGGUGGUAUUGGAACAGUGCCAGUCGGUCGAGUGGAGACUGGAAUUUUAAAACCCGGUAUGGUUGUGACCUUCGCCCCCGCUGGUUUGACCACUGAAGUCAAAUCCGUCGAAAUGCACCACGAAGCUCUCACCGAGGCCGUUCCUGGCGACAAUGUCGGCUUCAACGUAAAGAACGUUUCCGUCAAGGAACUCCGUCGAGGCUACGUUGCCGGAGACUCCAAGAACAACCCACCCAAGGGUGCUGCUGACUUCACUGCACAAGUUAUCGUAUUGAACCACCCUGGACAAAUCAGCAACGGUUACACGCCAGUGUUGGAUUGCCACACAGCUCACAUUGCUUGCAAAUUCGCCGAGAUUAAGGAGAAGUGCGACAGACGUACCGGCAAAACAACUGAGGAAAAUCCAAAGGCAAUUAAAUCUGGUGACGCUGCGAUCGUGAACCUCGUACCAAGUAAACCAAUGUGCGUCGAGGCCUUCCAGGAAUUCCCUCCAUUGGGACGUUUCGCUGUUCGUGACAUGCGUCAAACAGUUGCUGUUGGUGUCAUUAAGUCGGUGAAUUUCAAAGACGCGACUGGCAAAGUAACCAAGGCUGCCGAAAAAGCCCAAAAGAAAAAAUAACUACUCAUCGCGCCAAGGACAUCAUGCCGGACAAGAAAUACCGGCACAUAGUCAAUGUAGUUUGUCUUCCGAGUCCAACAAUGAACUUAAAUUCAAUAAUGGACUUUUCCUCAACUAACAAAAAACGAUCAACGCGAAAAAACUUUCCCAGUGAUGAAGAAAUAAAAAAGCUCGUACUCCACCGCGGUGAGAGUAUACAACUUUUAUUUUUCUCCAUCAGUCGGCAAUUUCGUCUUUCUAAAAGAUUAUUACGACAUUAUUUCCAUCGAAAGGAAUUUCGCAGGAAAGGCGCGGCGGAAAGAAUGUGUGUGCUGGGAAGGCAGACUCACAGGCUAUUCUUUUUUCAUCUCCGAUACCCUGUCAAAAAAAAACGCUAAAUAACAUCAGCGAUUUAUAAGUUUAGCGCGAUUUUUAAUUAUAUUUUCUAAUUAUUAUAUGAAAAUAAAAAUCUUAUAUCUGCGAUA